AUGAUUAAAAUAAUUAAAAUGAGACCGGAGGUAGGUUUUGUGGGAUUGAUACUAUUUAUCAUACUUUUUAUGGACGAUUGCUCGGCUGGUAAAAAAAUUAUCAAGGUUCCUGAUGACUUCCGGUACAAGGAGGACCUUGAAACAGCUGCCACAGAACACAAAGAUGAAAGCAAACGAGAGGAGAAAGGAGGAGGGACGAAAUACCAAGAGGAUCACCACGAAGCCGACGAGGAGAAAGGCGACAAGGGCUACAAAGUAUUCCACGAGUUCGACAAGGGCGAAAAGGGCCACCACGAUAAAGAGAAUCACAAACAGAAGUACGACGAGAAAAAGGGUGAAGAAGAGAAGAAGCACGAGGAAGCGGAUCAUUACGACGAAAGUCAUCACGGCGAGGAGGGUGAGAAAGCGGCGAAAUUCGAGGAUGAAGGGAAACACCAAAAGGGUUACAGUACCAAAGGAGAGCACAGUAUUUUCAAAAAGGACGAAUACGAGAAGAAACACGAUUUUUACGACGAAUACCACGAGGACGGGGAAAACGAGAAGCAUGGAGGUUAUCACCAUGAACACGAGGGUAAGAAGGGUGGUCACGAGAAGAAGGGUCAUACGGAUUCCGCUAGUCGCGAGGAUCAUCACGGUAAAAAGAAGAAACACGAGGAGGGUCAUCAUCAUCGCAAUCAAAAGGGUCGCAAAGUGGAGGAAGGUCACGAUAGUCAUCAUCAGCAUGGAAAGAAAUACGGAAAGAAAGGUGGACACGAAUCGGGAAAGAAAUGGUUGGCUAGCAGUGGUCAUUGA
Messenger RNA from Osmia bicornis bicornis, 792 nucleotides. RefSeq names its product sex-determining region Y protein-like. Lineage: Eukaryota; Metazoa; Arthropoda; Insecta; Hymenoptera; Megachilidae. The transcript has 5 exons. Bases 1 to 792 code for a protein of 263 amino acids. The record is from RefSeq and is a predicted model, not a curated record.